ACUAAAUGUGCCUGCCCAGAACACAAGAUUGCUGCACAAUCUGCAAUUCUGGGGAGCUUCUGCAUGAAGUACAUUCCUAAAGUGAGGUUCAGUUUCUAUGAAUAUCUCUGAGCUUAAAUAGGGUUCACAAGGCCACACACUACAUUUAAAGGAACAAGUAUGUUGCUGCUUUUAGAAAGGAGGGUGACUUGAAUAUGCAAUCAGUUUUAUGACAUAUGUACAAAUGCCUUGUUCCAAAAACACACUGUAACAAAAGGCAGUGACUAAUUGGAUUAUUUUCCACUUGUUUACAUCCACUGGUUAGGCUCAAUACUAAAUUCUCUGGGGGCAUGUUAUGUGUAUUUAAAACUAGCAAGUGGAUAGCAUGAGCUUUAUUGUCACAACUUCCUUUUGCUUGGAAUGAAUUAGUUAAAAGAAGAACAGAAGUAAGGAUAACCAAGACCAAUGCCAAAAGCUUUUGGAAACAAUCUGAAAGUAGAAUUGAAAGAAUGUCAUUUUUCUCUACAUCUAGUAUAAAGAAGCAAAGAAGAAACAGUCAUUUGUGUUUCUCAUAUACAGUACUUGAAGGCAGGAAAAUCAUAUUUUUGGGAUCUGAGAUGUUUCAGCAUAUAUAACAGCCUCUAGUUAUCAGGGUCAAAUCCUUUGCUCUGUCUGGAACAUCAAGACUUAAAUCAGGCUGUUAAUGAGGCCACACCUCUCAAAUCUAUAUCCAAUAGCAAUUUUAAUCAGAAUGAAUACUACUUUUCUACAAGAUACUCUCUAGGCAAUUUGUGUAAUCGAAUAGAACCACAGUUAAAAUAUUGAGAAACAAGCUUCCACUACAAUUUUACCUGUGUCCUUGAGGCCAAUGAGAUCAGCAGUUCCAGGCACACAGAACUCUUCCUGGAGAAAGUUGAUGGAAGUGCUAGGGGAUCUGUGUAAGUCCUUUCCCCAGCCUUCUUGGUGGUGGUACUGUCCUAUUGAACCCUUAGUGGUCACCCCCACACCCACUGUCCUAGAACUAACAUCUUGUUACCAGGCCCAGAUAAAAAGAGGCUAGUGACCUUGAUUCUCAGCAGCAAUCAGAAUCUGCAAAAUACAUUUUGCUUCUGCUAGCACUGGCUAUCUGUUGUCUUUGAGGUAUGAUGUACUGUUUUUACCAAAUAAAAGAUCUAAACCCUGAGAGCUAAUGCGAUGUGAUUAGAGUAUUGGAGUGGGGACCUGGGAAACUGGAUUCUAGUCCCCAUUUGGUCAUGAAUUUGCUGGGUGAUUAGGUCAAUCACUAAUUCUCAGCCUAACCUACCUCACAGGCUUGUUGGUGUGAGAGUGGAGUGAAGGAGGAUUCUGUGUGCUACCUUGGGAUCUUACCAGGAGGAAAAAAGGAGGGAUAUGAAUGUGAUGAAAGCAUUUCCUCACCCAUGCAUCAUCCAACUACCUACAAUUGUCAGUCUAUACCAUCUUGAUGGUAUUCUGCACUGUUUUGUAAUGGAACCAAGAAGAAUAAUCUCAGAGGAUGACUUAUUCUGAAUCUUUGCGUUUUGUUAAUUUACUUUGCUAUAUGCUAACCCUAAGCAUAUAGCAAAGCAUUAUCUUUGCAAAAUGUUUUUGGUCAGUAUAUAGUGGCUAUAAUUGCAUUUGAAGCAGUUUUUGCUUAGUUUUGAGGAGGGAAUGUGAGAGAGGAUUUUAAAUUAUUAGCCACCAUAAGCCUUAUGAUGGGCUAAACAGGCAAAGGUUCUGAUUAAGUUUUGCCAAGAGCAUCCUACCCUGUGCAAAUGAAUGGUUGGCAUAUUAGAAAAGUGAUGCAUUUAGGUAAAACCUGCAUUGUUUGUGGUUCUGUCUCUUUUCCUUUGUAGCUCCCAGUGAAAAUUCUGAAUGCUCAUUUGCAGCUUACCUUCAUGUUUGUGGGAACACUGAAGGGAGGGAAAGGGAACAUGUGAUAUUCUGAUGUUGGACUGCAAUUCCCAUCCUUCACCACUGGCCAUGCUGUGGUGAUGGGAAUUGUAAUCCAACAGCAUCAGAGGGGCCAUAGAGUUUCCUCUCCUGAUCUAAAGACUUUCAUAGGAGGCUUCCUUCAUGGAGUCAGACCACUGGUCCAUCUGCCUUGGUAUAAUCUAGACAGCAACUUGUAGCAGCUGUAAUGGAUUUUAGUCAGGUCUUUCCCAGCCCUCAUUGAAGAAGUGAGGGAAUGAACCUGGGACCUUCUUCAUGCAACAUGCACAUGGGGAAACCCUUGGGCGGCUGCUUGUGUGGUGUUGCUUUUGGAUUUAGCGAUGCAAUAUUAUAUCCUGCCCUUUUCAAACAACUCAAGGUGCCUUACCGAAUUCUCCUCCUUGCAGUCUUAUCUGCGCAACUCCUUUGUGAGGAAGCCAAGGCUGCGAGUCUGAUGGGCCCAAAGUCACCCAGUGAGCUCCAUGGCUGAAUGGGGACUAGAACCCAGAUCACCUGUGUCCCAGACCUGCCCUCUUAACCACCAUACCACACUGGCUCUCUAUGAUAAGACAGAAAGAAGGAAUAUGUACAGAAAGAAUGAAGGAAGAAGUGCGGGAGGGUAUGACAGCAGAGUGCAGACUUGUGGAAGUGCGUUGUAUCCAAUAUUAGUCCAACUUAAGUCUCAUUCACUUGAUUGGGCCUGCUCUAAGUAGGGGUAGCUAUCAGCAGGAUUCAGCAAGACAAGUGGUGAAGAGCCUUAUGGUGUGCAGAGAGGCCUGUGGUGUGAAGAAAGCAAAAAUGCCUGUGUGUUGCCAGGGAGGCUGAAGAGACAUGUGGAUUGGGAAAGGAGAGGAAAAAGGAAAGGGGGAGAACAAUCAGUUGAAAGAGGAUGCAAAAAUACUUGCAGUGAUGGAGGGCAAGAGACACAAGAUGUGGUGCACAGAGAAAAAGAAGCAACCAAAUCAGCUGAGUCGAUAUGGGAGGACAUAAAGAGAGAAAAGACUGAUAGAAUGGGUUUAACAAAACACCCAUGAUAAUGCGAAGAAAGAAGACUGGUGCACAGAUAGGGGAAAGGGUGUUAGCAGAAUGUAAAAAGAAAAGAUCUCGUGAACAUGUUACCAAAAUUCAUUUGGUAAACAUAUGAAUGUGACCCUCAUUGAAUUUCAUAACAAAAGCAGCCCUCAGAAUGAUCUGAGCGGUGUGCCCCUACCUUAGUUAAUAAAAAGCUGGGUCUUUUUGUGGCUUCAUUUCAGUGGGAGGGAAACUAAGCACUUAAAGAUAAUGACCAGGUUUCAUGGAAAGCCCAUAAAUUCCGAGAUUGCCCACAGCAAAUGGUAGUAAUAAUUUGGGAUGCUGUGAAACCACUAGUGUUGGGAGUUAUAGUAUGUUUGCUUUCCAUGAGCUGUAAUCUCUAAACUAGUCCUCUCAGAAUUAACAUGUAAAAAGCAAAUCUACCCCCAACCUUUAAUUAGCUGUUACUAAUCUCCCUGAAUUACAUUGGAGAACAAAUAAGGAAAAUGUUGGGUUUCUAAGAGAAUUCUGGGAAGUCUGUUGACAUCCUGAAGGGUCAGGCAAUCAGCAGUGCUUUGGAGGAGCCUAAUAUUAACAAGCUAAUGAGAAGUACUUGAAGUAGUGCUAAAAGGAUCUGAAAAAGAAGUUCUUGGCAGGCAUACGGAUUUGUUCCACACUAUUCUGACUUAAAGCUGGAAAGUAUCUUGAGCUGCCAACUAGCCUAUAAUCAAUCAGUCUGUCUGUCUGUCUGUCUGUCUGUCUGUCUAAUAGAGCCAUGUUCUAUCGGAAACUAGGAUUUGGGAUCUAAAAGGAGAAAAAAAUCUAUAUUCUUCCAAGUUCUGCUAACAUCCACUGGCACAGGACCUGCAUAAAGAGUAGGCAUGGGUGGUCACCUGCUGAGGGCCCACUCCCACUGGCAAGAGCCUCCAAAACUCACUCUCCCUUCUCAUCAUUGCCUCCUGGUUGUUUGCUGGUCUCUCACUCUGGCCCAGACAAAGUUGGUGAGAAGAGGGAGCAGUAGAUGCCGCUGCCUACAUGCUCACUGGCUUUCUGCCUGUCAAGCAACAAGUGAUGAGAAAGGAUGAGGAGCAAACAGCUGUGAGUGACAGUGGUGGGGAGGCAGCAGAUUUGCUGAGGGAGGGGUGAGAGUGUCUUGCUCAAGGGCCCUCAGAUCUAGAGCCAAGACCACACCUGUAGUUGGACAACUGGCUGAUGCUGGGAAUUUAAGUCACUUCUGGAGGGUGCCAUAUUGAGGAAGGGUGGACUUGAUUAUAGCAUUGCUCCAUUCCUAAUCAUCCCAAGUACUCCCUUGGCUCUGCUUGCCCAUGUUCUCUCUUCAAGCCUGCCCAAGGGGCUUGUACUCUUGAAAUCAAAAGGUGUCAACUAUAACAAUACCUUCUGGCGUAACAUGAGUUCAUUUCUCUGGAUGAUUAUGUGAUUGACUAUAGUCCCUGCUGCAGAUGUUGGAUUCAAUCCAGCUUUGUCCAUUCAGAAAUAGAAUGGAUUUCCUCUCACUGCUGGAGCCCCCAGACCUGUUUGGAAAGCUUUCUGGAACAGAUCUGGGGGCAUGGGGUGGGGGGCUAUAGAAAGCAGGACAGGUGAGUCCCAUUGUGUGAGUAGAAGUCCUAAUGCAGAACUGGAGUUUUGCUUGUGCAGUUGUUGGACCCAACCCAUUCUACCAUUUUUUAAAGAAUUGCCAUAGCUCCAGUGUCUAGCUUCUUGCACCAAGUGUGUGAAGCCCAGUCAGAGACACCUUCCAUGCACAGGGCAAGCCUUUUAUUUUCCAAUCAUGCAAGGCAAUUAUACAGAGUGUACAGAUGGUUCAGGGUGGAGUAAAGCACUCAGACAUGUUCAGAUAACAAAGCAGCUGAAUAGGCUUAAUCAGAAAUAGCUUAAACUUCCCAAAUCUAUCCGAGGGUCACUGUUAGGAAGCUUCUACUAAGGGGUUGUUGGGGGGUUUUUUAGUUAUGUCCCCCACACCCACGCAUCCAUUCUUGCUUCACAAAUUAAACAGUAUAAAGGCCACAAGCAAAUGCUGCAAACCAAUACUUUAUUGUGCUGCCAUAUGACAGGUGAGGUCAAUAGUGCUGUUUUCCUCUUUUGUUAGUAAGGACAGAGUAGGAAAAAUAAAUCAAAAUGGUGCUUAGGGGCCAUGGAAGAGAUCAAGGGCAAUGGAUGCUUGAAAAGGAAGGCCGCUUUGCAAACUACCCUUGCAAAUCUGAAUUUCUAAAGACAGAGGAGUUGACAGUAAGGAUUAUAAACUGCUAGAAUCCUAGCUUAGAAGGGGAGCUGAGAUGAUCCAGCAGGUUCACUUGCACCAAAGAUGUAAGUUUCUUUCCUGAAUCUUUUAGUAAAGUAUACAUCAAGAGCAAUGUAUUGGUUAGGAUAUCUUUUAGUAAGGAUUAGCAGAUACAAGGGGACAAAAACAGACUGGAGAAGGGAUGCACCUAACUCAGAAAUACUGUUCUGUCCCAGGAUGUUUAGUUCCGAUAAACCCUUAGGAGAGGGAGACCUGCGGAAGUUACUGAAGCUUUAUCGCACAGAAAUUUCAAUGGCAGUGGAUGAUGUCUUCCCAUUACUUCAUGGACUUGCAGAUCAUGAAGUUGUGACUGAAGAGAUGUUCAAGGUGAGAGGAACAGGACCAAUUCUGAGCUUACCUGCUCUUCAGUUUAUAGUUCUGGAAUCUCAAAUUACGAACAGCAUAGAAUUUGUUUUGAAUACCUGCCUUUUAGGUUAUAUGAAGCCACCGUUUGACUCACUUUCAGCCUUCAUUUUCUUUGUUUUAUCUCUGAAGUUUUUUUAAAUCUUUUUGAGGGGGGAAUAUAUUUGCAUUUCUAUAUAUCUUUCAUUCUGUAUAAAACUUUGAAUAAAUGUACAUGUGUUUUGGUUUAAAAAUAGCUUACAUUCAUAUAGCAGGCAAGGGAGUUUAAAAAGAGAUACUAAUUCUGAAGUAAGUGGGAACACAAGACUUAAAUAUUGUUAGUAUUUUAUUGGGUUUUAUUUGCACAUAAAAUAGGUUUUAUUUGAACAUUUUAUUAUGUAAUUUUAUAGUUUACUAGCCUGCUUUUCAGGGUAGAAAGCCUCACAAAGUAGAUUUCAACAUAUUUUUAAUUACAAUAGGUUUUGGAGCCAUUAUGACAAUUUUUCAGGUCCAUACAUCUGCUUUAUUCUGCUUGUAUAAACCUUUUUCAGAGUCCAGUUCCAGAAACAAAGAAGCUUUCAUCAGAGGCUGAUGCUGGGUGUACUGCAGCAUCAGCUUAUAGUGGGAAAUGUCAGGGAUGCACUGGACAUUAAACAAAGUUCAUGGUGUAUUUUGAAAAUCCCUGCAGAUAACUUUGAGAUUAUAAGUCUGGUGUCUUGUGAACUUGUAUUGCUUUGUAGUCUAGCAUGGGAACAUGAGGCCCUCCAGAUGUUAUUAGACUCCAGCUCCCACAAUCCCUGGCUGUUGUUCAAGAUGGAUCCAAUGGGAAUAGGAAUUCAUUACUGUCUACCUGUAGACCCUGAAAAUCCAGGAUGACACUCUUCACCGGAAGGAGAAGGAAGGCUGCCACAAGGCUUUUCAUGCAAUGUUGACAUGGCUACUGAACCAGGAUUCACCUUCUAUCCAAGACUUCUGGAGGGUCCUUUUCAAGGAUUAUAACCUGGAGAGGUAUUCUAAACUCCAGUCCAUUCGGAGCAGCUUUCCUAAAGAUAUGGAUCUCAACAGGCAUCGCAGGGCAAGGAGACUCCCAACCAGUCCUAAGGCCCUGACUCCACAGAAGCCUCAAGGAAAGAGGAAGGUGGCAGAAGAAAAAGAUGCUUCCUAUCUUCUUCAGCCUUCAGCUAAAGGCGACUUGCACCUUGGGUCCCUCCCAAGGGCAAAAGUUAUGAAGAAAUCAGAGAAUGUUGAGAUUCAGCAUUACCCACUUCUAAAUAGUGAUACUAAGAAAUGUAUCAGAAUUGGUGAAUUUUAUGCAUCCAGCAAAUUGGAAGAGCUUGGAGAGAGGAAUAAAGCUGCAGAAGUAAAGGCCAGCAUGAAAGCCAAUGACUCUCAGACCUCUGAAUAUAAUGGAGAUAAUAAAUCACAUUUGCAGGACAGAAGCCACACCAUCCCUUUUCACGCUGUGGAUCCAGCUCCACAACAGAAGAACGAUGAUGAAUGUGCCAUCUGCAGAGAUGGUGGAGAACUGAUCUGCUGUGAUGGAUGUCCCAAAGCCUUUCAUCUUUCCUGCCUUGUACCACCACUGACUGAGAUUCCCAGUGGCACAUGGAGGUGUGAUUCCUGCCUACCUGGGAAGGCGAAACAGAGCAGACACAAUGAAGAAGAGAACAAGAGAGAGCCGCUUUCUCAAACUCAGGGCGCUGUGUAUGUCCAGAGGAUAACUGAAGAUGGGAAGAGAGUUCUCAUCAAAGAACCUGUGUGUACUUCCUUCAGACAGCCUCUGCCUUCUCUGUCCCCAGUUUCCAUGGCAGUACAACCAACAGUAGAGGCUGUGGGAAUAGAGAAACAGCUGAAACUGACUCUUGGUGACAAGUGCGGUGUAUGCAGGAAAGGAGGAGAAAUUAUCUACUGCAAUAAAUGUUUCAGGGCUUUCCACUGGCCCUGCCAUUUUCCUGCCCAUGCAGAUCAAAUCAGUGGAAACUUGAUCUGCAAGUCCUGCUCUGGCAGCCCUGCCACCAAGAACUCGGAAGAAGCGACCAACUCAAAUCCUCCAACACUGCAAGCAGUGAAGGUGGUAGAGGAAUCUGCUGGGACUGAACCUGUUUUGAACAGAGAUGAACUGGACUCUUUCCUAGGGGAGAAUACCUUUGAUGGGAUCUUGCAUUGGGCAUUCCAGAGCAUGUCUCGUCCACUGUCAGACACCCAAGGAUUUUUCUCCUAGGACUCUGGAUGUCACACUUGUGUGUAUGUGUAACUUUAGAUAUUGCUUUCAUUUGUUUGUAGCCAAAAUACUGGCAUUCAAAAUAAUGUAGUCCUUGUAUUGGUGUGGCGAUAAUUCUGCUUUAAUUUCUGUAACUGUGGUUACUUUUUGUUGAGAGAAUGGAUUUAUUUUUCAAUCUAUACCUGAGUAUCAGGCCAGUCAGGCCAGUCUCCCUCAAAUAAUUGCACAGCAGGAGUAUUAAUUGUAAGUUAUUUCAAAGCAGACUCCUCACAAAAAGUUUCUGAAAACUGAUGUCUCUAUGGUUUUGAAUAAAAGGUGUUGAAGACAUGGCGUUAGCCAUAUUACUCCUUUGGGAAAACCCUAGAAAUCAGUGUACCCUAACAGCAGGAGUCAAAACAGUUUGGCAGAACUGAACAAUCACUCUCAAAUGAAUUAUUGAGAUUUAGGAUGACUAUAUAAGGGAAAUUGAACCCCUUUUUCCUUUUAUUUCUUCCUGUAACAUAUAAUAGCAUUGCUAAUAAAGUUUUGCUGACAUUCUGAGCUCUUAGUUA
Varanus komodoensis (Komodo dragon) is the source of this 8332-nucleotide messenger RNA. Its product is annotated as autoimmune regulator-like. Gene Ontology annotation, molecular function: DNA binding; translation regulator activity; transcription corepressor activity. Lineage: Eukaryota; Metazoa; Chordata; Lepidosauria; Squamata; Varanidae. Bases 6486 to 7781 code for a protein of 431 amino acids. Gene Ontology annotation, cellular component: nucleus; cytoplasm. The transcript has 13 exons. Gene Ontology annotation, biological process: regulation of transcription by RNA polymerase II; humoral immune response; negative regulation of DNA-templated transcription. The record is from RefSeq and is a predicted model, not a curated record.